This is a messenger RNA of Humulus lupulus (European hop), 2691 nucleotides long. Its product is annotated as cullin-1-like. The transcript is spliced from 20 exons. Gene Ontology annotation, biological process: ubiquitin-dependent protein catabolic process; protein ubiquitination. Gene Ontology annotation, molecular function: ubiquitin protein ligase binding. Gene Ontology annotation, cellular component: cullin-RING ubiquitin ligase complex. The coding region runs from base 241 to 2463 and encodes 740 amino acids. NCBI's taxonomy places the organism in Eukaryota, Viridiplantae, Streptophyta, Magnoliopsida, Rosales, Cannabaceae. The record is from RefSeq and is a predicted model, not a curated record.
CGUUGACUUAGAAAGAAACUGAGAGUCUGAGAGCACCAUUCUUUAACCAACUUCUCUUCCUCCCCUCCUACAACAAUCUCCAUCUUUUUCAUUGUCUUCUUCUUAUGUUUCAUCACAAUCAGUUCUGUAAUUCUUGAUCGUCACCUGAUUGUCUUGAUGUUCUUAUGUUCGAGUUUGAUUUAGUACAUAAAUUUGGUAUCUUGGAUUGGUAAUUGUUGACUCGAUUGUGGCAAGAUCAAGAUGUUGGCGAUGAAUGAGCGCAAGACUAUUCAUUUCGAAGAGGGAUGGGCGUUUAUUCAAAAGGGAAUGACCAAGCUGAAGAAUAUUCUUGAAGGAUUGCCAGAGCCACCUUUCAACCAGGAGGAGUACAUGUUGCUUUAUACAAUGGUCUAUAAUAUGUGCACGCAGAAGCCUCCAGAUGAUCACGCCAAUGAGCUUUAUGACAAAUAUCGUGAAUUUUUUGAAGAAUACAUUACCUUAACAGUUUUGCCCUCAUUCAGAGAUAAGCAUGAAGUGUUUAUGUUGAGAGAGCUUGAUAAAAGAUGGGCAAACCAUAAAAUCAUGGUUAGGUGGUUAUCUCAUUUCUUUAAUUAUCUUGAAAGGAUCUUUAUACCUCGGAGAGCUCUUCGACCCCUUAAAGAGGUUGGCUACUCUUGUUUCCAUGAUCUGAUUUACCUGGAAUUAAAUACAAAAGUUAGGGAUGCUGUAAUUUCUCUGAUUCAUCAAGAACGCGAAGGAGAACAAAUUGACCGAACUCUGGUCAAGAAUGUUUUGGAUAUAUUUGUUGAGAUCUGGAUGGGGAGAAUGGAUCUUUAUGAGAAUGACUUUGAAGCAGCCAUGCUCAAGGACAGUGCAGCCUAUUAUUCUCAAAAAGCUUCAGAGUGGAUCUCAAAAUAUUCUUGGCCAGAUUACUUGCUGAAAGCAGAGGAAUGGUUAAGACGGGAGAAAGAUAUUGUUUCUCAUUACUUGCACUCUAGUAGUGAGCCAAAGUUGUUGGAGAAAGUUCAACAUGAGUUGUUGUUUGUGUAUGGGACUCAACUGUUUGAGAAUGAGCAUUUUGGAUUCCAUAUCUUACUUAGAGAUGAUAAGGUGGAGGAUCUGUCUAGAAUGUCCAGGCCCUAUUUUUAUGCACGCCCAGGCUUAAUUCUUGUUUCAAAUGUAUUUAAACAGCAUGUUACUGCCGAAGGAAUGGCACUAGUCAAACAGGCUGAAGAUGCUGCAAGCAAUACGGCAAAGAAGGAUGUGGCCGAUUUGCAGGUUUUUGUUAGGAAAUUCAUUGAGAUACAUGACAAAUAUUUAGCAUAUGUUUAUGGCUGCUUUCAAAACCACUUUCUUUUUCACAAGGCCCUUAAAGAGUCUUUUGAGGUCUUCAACAAGGGUGUUGCUGGAAGCUCAAUUGCAGAGCUACUUGCCACUUUUUGUGAUAACAUUAUGAAAAAAGGUGGUAGUGAGAAACUAAGUGACGAAGCCAUUGAGGAGACACUAGAAAAGGUAGUAAAGCUGUUGGCAUUUAUACGUGACAAAGACAUGUUUGCGGAAUUCUAUAGGAAAAAGCUUGCCUGCCGCCUUCUUUUUGACAAGAGUGCAAAUGAUGAUCAUGAUAGAUUUAUGUUGACAGAACUGAAACAGCAAUACGGAAGACAUUUCACUUCAAAAAUGGAGAGAAUGCUGACAGACGUGACUUUGGCAAAGGAAAACCAAACCAGUUUUGAGAAGUAUCAGUGUGAUAAUGCUCAUGCAAAUCUAGGGAUUGAUUUGACGGUUACUACUUUGACCACUGGCUUUUGGCCAAGUUACAAAUCUUUUAACCUCAAUCUUCCAGCUGAGAUGGUAAAUUGUGUUAAAGUUUUCGAGGAAUUUUAUCACACAAAAACAAAGCACAGAAAACUUACAUGGAUAUACUCCCUUGGUAGUUGUACUGUAAGCGGGAAAUUUGAACCAAAAUCCAUUGAUCUGAUUGUGACGACUCAUCAGGCUUCUGCAUUGCUUCUAUUCAAUUCCUCAGACAGACUGAGUUUUUCUGAAAUCAAGACUCAGUUAAACUUGAGUGAUGAUGAUGUUGUUAGGCUGCUGUAUUCCCUAUCAUGCGCCAAGUAUAAGAUCCUCAACAAAGAGCCGAGUACAAAAACUCUCUCUCCUACUGAUUAUUUUGAGUUCAACUCAAAGUUUACAGACAAAAUGAGGAGGAUCAAGAUCCCUCUCCCACCUGUGGAUGAGAGAAUGAAAGUAAUUGAGGACAUUGACAAGGACAGACGAUAUGCCAUUGAUGCCUCAAUUGUGCGAAUCAUGAAGAGCCGUAAAAUGUUGGGUUAUCAACAACUGGUUAUGGAGUGUGUUGAGCAGUUGAGCCACAUGUUCAAGCCUGACGUCAAGGCGAUUAAGAAGCAGAUUGAAGAUCUUAUAGUUCGAGAUUAUCUGGAAAGAGAAAAAGAUAACCCUAACAUGUUCAUGUACGUUUCAUAAUGUGGCCUUGAUAAUUUCCUUUUGCCAAAUGAAGUGAUGGCUAUCACUAAUAGGUAUUCAACUUUUGUUCGUUAAUUCUAAUGUUUUUCAACUUUUCUCAACUAAAAUCUGAGCUAUUGGAAUGGUUUUGAGUUUUAGUGUGAAUCCUUCCGAUCAUUUUGUCUACUUCAUAUUAUAAAUGGCAACUAUUUGUUGUCUUUACUGAAUAUGGUAUGCAGUGUUGUUCAA